GAUGCAUUGACCUCCCACCGGAUUCACCUCUAAUGCGAAGCCAUGUUUCGGUCUCUGAGUCGCGUCCAGCAGUUUAACUGCAACCUCCUGACUCUGCAAAGACACAGAGUCAACUCUAAACUCCUCAUCUGUACGUCCAGAAUGGCCGGUUCAGAGUUCAGGAUUGAGCGGGACACGUUCGGUGAGCUCAAGGUCCCAGCUGACAAGUACUACGGUGCCCAGACUGUCAGAUCUACCAUGAACUUCAAGAUUGGGGGACCGAGUGAGAGAAUGCCAAUCCAAGUGAUCAAGGCCUUUGGUGUCCUGAAGAGAGCGGCCGCUGAGGUGAACAAGGAGUACGGCCUCAACCCAAAGAUAGCAGAUGCAAUCAUUCAGGCUGCAGAUGAGGUUUCAGCUGGUAAACUGGAUGAUCAUUUCCCUCUGGUGGUGUGGCAGACUGGAUCUGGAACUCAGUCCAACAUGAAUGUGAAUGAGGUGAUCAGCAACAGAGCUAUUGAGAUCAUGGGAGGGAAACUAGGCUCCAAAGAUCCCGUCCACCCUAAUGACCAUGUCAACAAGAGUCAGAGCUCCAAUGACACCUUCCCCACUGCCAUGCACAUUGCUGCAGCCACAGAAGUCCACCAUGUCCUGCUGCCUGGCCUGCAGACUCUGCAUGAUGCUCUGGCUGCUAAAGCUGAAGAGUUCAAAGACAUCAUUAAGAUUGGGCGCACACACACUCAGGAUGCUGUGCCACUCUCACUUGGACAGGAGUUUGGCGGUUACGUCCAGCAGGUGAAGUACAGCAUAGAGAGAGUGAAGUCCGCCAUGCCCAGGGUGUAUGAGCUGGCAGCAGGAGGCACCGCUGUAGGAACAGGACUCAACACCCGCAUUGGCUUUGCUGAGAAAGUAGCUUCCACUGUUUCUUCUCUCACCGGCUUGCCAUUUGUGACAGCUCCCAACAAGUUCGAAGCUCUGGCAGCCCACGAUGCCCUGGUGGAGCUGAGUGGAGCUCUGAACACAGUGGCUGUCAGCAUGAUGAAGAUUGCCAACGACAUUCGCUUCUUGGGAUCAGGACCCCGAUCUGGCCUGGGGGAGCUCAUCUUACCAGAGAAUGAGCCGGGAAGCAGCAUCAUGCCAGGCAAGGUGAACCCCACCCAGUGUGAGGCCAUGACCAUGGUUGCAGCCCAGGUGAUGGGAAACCACGUUGCGGUCACCAUCGGAGGCAGCAACGGGCACUUUGAACUCAACGUCUUCAAACCUAUGAUGAUCAAGAACGUCCUGAACUCUGCACGGCUACUGGGUGAUGCGUCCGUCUCCUUCACCAACAACUGUGUGGUGGGCAUCGAGGCCAACACAGAGAGAAUCAACAAGCUCAUGAAUGAGUCUCUCAUGUUGGUCACUGCACUCAACCCACACAUCGGUUAUGACAAAGCAGCCACCAUCGCCAAGACCGCUCAUAAGAAAGGCUCUACACUGAAGGCUGUGGCUGUUGAGCUGGGCUACCUGACCGAGGAGCAGUUUGACCAGUGGGUGAAACCAAGUGACAUGCUGGGGCCAAAGUGAACUCUGACAACACAACAAACACUACAAAGCAAAGAAAAUACAUUUUCUAUUGAGAGAAAAUAGUAUUUCUGUUAAAUCAAAUAAGAACUGUUCGAACAAAACUUGCUCUGAAUCCUGAACAUCUCUUACCUCUUAAUAAAAAGUUUGAGAAUCCUUUGCUGUUGUUUGAUGCAGCCUCUUACUGGUGUUAUUCAACCCCAGUUGAAUAUGGUGGGGGAAAAAGUUUUCUCAUGUCAUAUUAGACCUGGGCCAAAUGAUAUUUAAAUUUUACAGUUUUCUUCAGCUUACUAAACAUUUGUAACACAUGAUGCAAAGAUUGUCAAAAUGUUGAAAAUCAACACAACAGUAUAUCUCACAUAUUUGUGGAUGUUACUUCACCCAGGUUUGUCACACAUACACCUUUAUGUCUUAAAUGUCUGUUUUAUCAAACAGUGUAUUGUUGUUAAUGGAUACACCUGUUGCUUAACCUCAUCAGUAAGAAGUUUCACCAUCAAUACAACUUUUUCUGUAGUAAACUGUGUCAAUUUGUAAACCAACUUGUUGGUUUUGCUGGUCAGUCCUGUGAAAUACUUUGACUCUGUUCAGAUAUUAGUUGGUACCUUCAGGGUUGUUCACACAUUCACCCUGUGCCAUCCCAAAUAAUUUAACAUGGGCUACUGUACCUAGUGUGUUCUGGUUUACAGCAUGUGUGCCAUUUGUGCAGCGUUCCAGUUCAAUGAAUUAUAUGUUAAUUAAAAAGCAAAUUUAUUCUG
Messenger RNA from Seriola dumerili (greater amberjack), 2294 nucleotides. RefSeq names its product fumarate hydratase (gene fh). Gene Ontology annotation, cellular component: tricarboxylic acid cycle heteromeric enzyme complex; mitochondrion. Gene Ontology annotation, biological process: tricarboxylic acid cycle; fumarate metabolic process; malate metabolic process. The record is from RefSeq and is a predicted model, not a curated record. Bases 43 to 1542 code for a protein of 499 amino acids. The transcript has a single exon. Gene Ontology annotation, molecular function: fumarate hydratase activity. NCBI's taxonomy places the organism in Eukaryota, Metazoa, Chordata, Actinopteri, Carangiformes, Carangidae.